Molecule: messenger RNA, 497 nt
Organism: Dentiscutata erythropus
Lineage: Eukaryota; Fungi; Glomeromycota; Glomeromycetes; Diversisporales; Gigasporaceae
Source: the annotation of a GenBank genome assembly
UUGGUAGACGUAAAUCUCUUACAACAACAACUUCAAGUGGAAAUCCUUCGUCAAUUUGGUUUGAUAAUUGUGAAGAAGAAAGUGAAGUUGAAAGUAUGAGUGAUAAUCAACAAAAACAAAAUAUUGGUUCUUAUGCUGAUGCAGUUAAGGAUGCUCAAAAUGAAGUUCCAGCGCAAUCCUCAAAUACUUCUUCAUUAAGUAAUCUAACUAAUAAUAAUAAUCAAAAGAUAACAAAAUCAAGUAAUGACAAAUUAAUUAAUUCACCCACAGGAGAAUUCGUUCCAAUUAAAUCUGGUAAAACGAAUUUUAGUUAUGGAAUUUUACAUUUAUAUCGUGAUCCAAAAGAAAUUCCUUCCCCAAAUCAAGAAAAUGAAUCUACAGUGAAAAGCAAAGAAACUGAUGAAAGUAUGGAGGAUGAAUUUUUUAAUAAAGAUAAUACUAUAUUGGCGGUAUUGGCUGUACCGUCAUAUUUAAGUGCUUCCGAUUUUUUAGGAUUU